Molecule: messenger RNA, 426 nt
Organism: Plenodomus lingam JN3
Lineage: Eukaryota; Fungi; Ascomycota; Dothideomycetes; Pleosporales; Leptosphaeriaceae
Source: RefSeq, a predicted model, not a curated record
AUGGAUAUGAGAGUCCGGUUGAGGAGGGUGAUGAGGAGGAAGAGGGUGUGGGUGCAGGGGCUGGAGAUGAAGGGGGUGCAGAGACAAGGCAGCAGCGUCAAGGAAACAUGGGAUGUCUACUUUGAAGUCACAUUCGGCGGGCUCAGGGGCGAGUGGGGCAUCAAGGGCCUCGUGAUCGGGGCAACAGACGGACAAGGAGGCAAACGUACACGCGGUCCUCGUACCAGCGGUGCAGGCGCUGCUGGUAACCAGGACCACAACGACGACGACGACGAUGAAGACGACGACGACGGUGCUGCAGCCUUGAACAAAGAAGAUGCGGCAACGCAUUGGAAGAGAAGGUUUUUGGAUGCGCGGGCGCGCUGUAGACGGGUGGAGGAGGAGGUUGAGGGCUUGAAGGAGAGGGUUUUGGAUGUUUUGUUGUAA